AUGGGAGCAGAUAAUACAGAAGAAGAAAAUGAUAAUGAUAUGAAAAUAGAGGCAGCUAUUGAAGUAGGAUCUAGAGAAGCAUUAAGAGCAAUAUUUAAAGCAGCAACAGAAACAAUUAUAGCA
This is a messenger RNA of Entrophospora candida, 123 nucleotides long. Lineage: Eukaryota; Fungi; Glomeromycota; Glomeromycetes; Entrophosporales; Entrophosporaceae. The record is from the annotation of a GenBank genome assembly.